AUGGUUGCAGGGGCUGCAGUAGCUUUAGCUGCAAUGGCUGGGAGAUAUGUGGUAUUGAAGCUAAGCAGCCUAACUCUGAUGUCCGCUGAUUUGAUUAGUUACUGCCAAAAUGUUGAAUCAUCCGUUGUUAAUGUUUUGUUUGAGGACGAGGUGUUGAUUUCUGGAAUUGGGCAUAAAGGUCAUGAUGUGGGAGAUAUUCCAGGAGUUAAGUUCAAGGUCUUCAAGGUCUCUGGUGUUUCACUUUGGGUCCUCUUGAAGGAGAAGAAGGAGAAAUCAAGAUCUUAA
Molecule: messenger RNA, 285 nt
Organism: Eruca vesicaria subsp. sativa (arugula)
Lineage: Eukaryota; Viridiplantae; Streptophyta; Magnoliopsida; Brassicales; Brassicaceae
Source: the annotation of a GenBank genome assembly